Messenger RNA from Phaedon cochleariae (mustard beetle), 1416 nucleotides. NCBI's taxonomy places the organism in Eukaryota, Metazoa, Arthropoda, Insecta, Coleoptera, Chrysomelidae. The record is from the annotation of a GenBank genome assembly.
AUGGAGAGAGAUCUGAAGGACAAACACAUAAAACAAGCACACGUAAGAUCUCAGAAAGGUGAACAAAUGCACGGCACCAACUCCAAAAUCGUCCGCGCUCUGACAUCCAGUCUCAGCGAAACCAACCAAGCGACACCUGGCGACCACAACCGUAACAACUACAUCCUCGUACGCAAUGGCAAAGCCAACGACACUGGUGCUUUCCUGCUACGCACGGAUGCUCUGCCGAAGAACAACCUGAUCGUAGAGGACUCCAACAAUGGCAAAGUUGGUCAGAUCAUCAUUCAGCAGAGCGAGAUCAAGAAAGGGGUGUUCGUGCAAUCGUUGAAACGUUUGAGCUCGCCCAUUUUCCUGCUCAACGGCGGUGAAGCAGGAAACGGGCACAUCAUUAUUCAGACAGCUCCUGCGAAGGAGGUCAGGAAUUCAAGUGAAGUCGAAGACGUUGGUAAUGAUAACAUUCUGGUGCAGACAGUUGAUGGUAUCCAGGAGGUCGAAACACCCGUAGCUAGAGGGUAUGCCACGCCUAUUGGAUCAGCUUGGACUCAAGCAAGUUUUCCAGUGAAUAAAGGUGGUCUCGGAAUACGUCGUACAGAGGAACUAGCUCUCCCAGCCUAUUUGGCUUCGGUUCACUCUGUUGCCGGUCUGGAUACCAGUAUUAUUCCUGAGUUCGUGGUCGAGAAUGAAGUUUCAUCAGCAAUUAGAGAGUGGUGCGGAUUAACUGGGUUACCUUCACCUUCUACUUCAGUUCAAAAACUUUGGGAUAGUCCACUAGUGAAUAAAUCUUGGGACAGAAUCAUAUCUUCCGCCUCUGUCCGUGAUAAAGCUAGACUUCAGGCAGUUUCAUUGAAAGAGUCUGGAUCAUGGCUCAAUGCAUUCCCAAUACCUAGCCUUGGUGAUUUCCUCGAUGACAACUGUCUGAGAAUUUCUGUUGCAUUACGUCUGGAUGCAGCAUUAUGCUGUUCAUAUAAAUGCAUUUGCGGUACUGGAGUUGAUGUAUAUGGUCAUCAUGGAUUGAGCUGCAAUAAGAGUUCAGGAAGAUACAUGCGUCAUUCAGCAAUCAACGAUGUGAUUAAACGAGCUCUCAUCUCUGGAAACGUUCAAAGUAUCCUAGAACCACCUGAAUUGUGCCGUGAUGAUGGUGAACGACCUGAUGGAAUGUCAUUGAUACCUUGGAAGCGUGGAAAAGCACUGAUUUUGGAUGUCACCUGUGUAGAUUUUUUAGCAGAUUCCAAUAUAGUUUCAUCUAUCAAAGCUGCUGGAACCCCUGAAUAUGAGGCUGAGAAAAUUAAGUGCGGAAAAUAUAAAUGUUUGAAAGACAAGUUCAUCUUCAUACCAUUGGGAUUCGAAACUUUUGGACCUUGGGGACCUUCAGCCAAAGAAAUGAUUUCAACUAUUGGUCAUUUGAUUUAUGCUUGA